AUGGAUAGUGACAAUAAUAAACGUUUCAAUUUUGAACAACUUUCACAAGGGUAGCUCAAGGGACGGCUUUAUAAAAAUAGUAAUCGCUAUGAUCCAAAUGAACGAAAAUACACUCAACAGCUCUCAGUUAUAUCCUUGCCUUAAUUGGUGCCUAAAGUUUCUAAACAAAGAUUGGAGCCUACAACCUAAACUCACUCUGCUCUAGGAGUAACCAUUCAAAACGGUAGAAUUUUGCUCGAUCGUUCAGGACAUCAAUCUACGAAAAGUAAAUGAUGAUUUAAUAACUAAAGACUUUAAAAGCGACAUUUUAAUACAAGAUUAGCUCAAGAAACCAAAGAAUUUGUCACCUCUCGGACAUAGAUUAUUAAGUGAUCAUGGGAUGAGUAUUUUAGAGGAUGUGCAAAACCCCAAUUCUACCAUUAAUGAUUCGAUCAUUGGAUUGCUGUAACAACCUGAAAAAAAGAAGGAAGCUUAGAUGAUGAAGAAGGCACUCAGAAAACCCAAGAAGAAACAGCAACAACAAUCUUACCUGUCACCAAUGGACUUUAUUUAUUUGAUAAGAACUGAUCCAGAAAUGGCAGAUGAGUUCUGUUAUUUAAAUAAAAGAGAUCAUGCCUAUGAUUAUUAAAUUGUUGAAUUUGAAGAUAGAAAUCAAAAAGAAUACAUGACCAUUAGUGCUAAAGGUAUCACUUAUUUCCAAAAUGAUGAUGCAACAUUUUUAACCAUUGAAGAGUGGCAAAGAGAAGCUAAAUUAUAUUAAGAUCUUUAGAAAAUAGAUUUCUUUAGAAAAUACAAAUUAUGGAAGAACUUCUUCUUGUGGAAGAGAUUAAUGAGGAAGAACAUUCUUGCCAAAAAUCAGGAUUUGAUGAUUUCUAACAUGUUUUCAACUGACAAACAAUUAAGAAUCACCUUAUUAGAAGUUCGUAGGAUAUGUUAAUAAAUGGCUUAAGACAUAAGAUUCUUAGAUACUUCAACUACAGUUCCUUAGACUCAUGAAAACUUUAAAUAGUUGUAAGAUAAACAUUUAAUGUCUAUCAUGGAUAUCAAAUUUGACGCAUAUGAAUAAUAGAUUAAAUAAAUAAUAGUAGAAUGUUGUUAGAAAUCCUUAGUCAAUUUUAAGGAAAUUCAUCGUAUUCCUCUUCAUGAAGAUGAUAAUGAAGAGAGAGCCCCAUUAUUGGUGGGAGAUGAAUCAGGCAAAGACAUGCCAUACACAACUGAAGCUACAAUAAGAACACAUUAUAAAAGAUUAAGAAAAUUUGUGAAAUAUGUUGAUUACAUAAUCAUAGAUGCUAAGUUAUAGAUGAUGCAGAAUUCAGUGGAACACAUUGUCAAAUAGGUUCGUGAAUUCAACGAGCAAUAUAAGGAGAGUUCAGGAGUGAAAAGGAAAGGAUAUUAUGGCAAAGGUUAACCUUAAUGUUGGAUAAUUAUUGAGGCAGUUGGGAAAUAGGAAGAUAUAGUUUUUAAUCCUGUUAGAGAAUAAUUAUUCAGAAUAUUCGAAAGUGUUGUCACCAAUAGUGUUAUUCGUAUCACAACUAGACAUAGGGAAAUGUUAUCUAUGCCGGAGUUGUAAUAGUAUAUUCAAGACGAAAGCAAUUAACAAUCAGAAAAAGUGGAUGUAAAGGCAAUUAUAAAUGGAAGCGAGAAUUUCCAAAUUUUAUGUGGUCAAAUGAGGAAAGAAUUGGAAAUUGCAUUUGAUUAUUUAGAGUAAUAUGCUGAAAAAUUGAAACCAUUCAUGAAAUGGUAUGUUGAGAACACAGGCGUCAAUAUUGAAAAAUAGUAUGCUGAUAAGGAAGUUGAGGAAUAUAGAAAUGCCAUUAAUUAAUAUAAGGAUUAAGAUCAAUAAUUUUAAGAUAUAGAACCUACACAAGAGAUUGGUAUGAUAUUAUUUGAUAAUCAAAAACUGAAAGCCAAGAUUAAAUCCAGUGCUAUGAAUUGCAUUUAAGAGCUAUAGAAAUUCAUACCUGAAUAUAUGUACAAGAAAGCAGUGCUCUUUACACAAAAAACAACUUAGUUGUAUUCAACCAUAGCAAUCUCUCCAAUAACAGUGGAAUAAUUUGUUAACUAUAUGGAAGCAGUGAAUGUCAUCAAUAAUUAAUUUGAAGAUUUAAGCAAUGUAUCACAAGAAGUAACAGCUAUGGCAUUGCUUAUGGAUGAAUUGCGUAUUAAAAUUUAAGAUAAACACAAAUAAAAAUUUGCAGAAUGCAAUCAAUAAGUUAGUUAACUUCGUAAAAAGGUGGAUGAUGCUAUGGCUAAUUAUGAUUAAAACUUAAAUAAAUUUAGAAAAGAUAUGGAGAGAAUGAUCCCAUAGGUAGAUAGUACAGUUAAGGAUUUAAAUGAAAGAAUUUCAGAAUAGCCAUUGAGUUCCUUAGCAGCAGAUUUGAGUGACAUGGUUACAUUUGUUUAAGGAGUCAGAAAACAAGUGGAUGAAUUAAAAGUUCAUGCAAAAAAGUUGAAUGAUUAUUAGAUAGCAUUAAAUAUGGAAUAUACACCAUUUGAGAAAUUGGAAACUUUCAAUAGUGAAUUCACUUUAUUAGAGAAACUUUGGUGUGGUAGAAAUGAAUGGAUCUCAAAUUAUUCAGUCUGGUUAAAAUAACAUUAUACUGAUAUCAAUUUAGAUGAUAUGAACAAUCUAAUGGAAAAAUUAUAGAAGGCAGCUAAUUUGUGUGCCAAAGAAUUAGAUAAGAAUGAAGUAGCUAGAGUAUUUAAAUCAGAUAUUGAAGGAUUCAGAGGUGUCUAUUAGGUUCUGUAAGCACUUAAAGAUCCUGCAAUUUCAGAGAAAUAAUGGAAUCAGAUAAGAGCAAUGAUACUUGAAAAUUAAUAGUUAUUCAAGGAGCCCAUUCUAGAACCAUUUACACCAAUAAAUGAUCCUAAAUACAACGUUUUAUGGAUUACUCAAGCUGGGUUAGAUUAGGUAAAAGACAAGUUAAGUGAAAUAGCAUUAAGAGCAGCAAAGGAAAUAGAAUUAGUUAAAAUGUUAGAAUAGGUUGAGUCUAUUUGGAGAUCAGCUGUCAUUACAGUGUAACCCUAUAGAGAAUCGAAAGAUGUUUUUAUACUCGGAAAUAAUGAAGAUUUGAUUUCUAAAAUUGAUGAUACUUUAUUGACUGUCAAUAAUAUAUUAGCUUCAAGAUUUGUAGAAGGAAUUAGACCUGAAGUAGAAAGACAAUAAUCAUUAUUAAGAUAUUUCCAAGAGUUAUUUGAUGAGUGGAUGUUACAUCAAAGAAAUUGGCUAUAUUUGGAACCUAUUCUGAAUUCACCAUAUAGUGCUAAGAAUUUGGCUAAGGAAUCCAAGAUCUUCUAAUAAGCUGACACUCAAUGGAAAAAACUUAUGAGAAAUGCUAGAGAUAGUAGUAUUGCCAGGAGAUGGGCAGAUGAUUAUUAAAAUAGAUUAUAUUUUAAUCAACUGAGAUAAAAUAAUAAUAAUUUUGAUCUUAUUUAAAAGGCUUUGGAUGAAUUCUUAGAAAAGAAAAGAGAUGUGUUUUAGAGAUUUUACUUUUUAUCAAAUGAUGAACUUUUAGAAAUAUUGUCAAACGCAAAAAAUAUUUAGGCCAUUUAACCAUAUUUAAGAAAGUGUUUCGAAAAUUUAGUCAAAAUUCAAUUCGAUUCCUAAGAGAAUGCUAUUGGAAUGAUAUCUGCUGAAGGGGAAAUUGCAGUACUCAAAGGAUAUUCAGCAAGAGGGGAAGUGGAAGAUUGGUUAAAAGCUUUAGAAGAUAAAAUGAAAUCUUCUCUUAGUGGAGUCAUGAGAUAGUCUUUAAUUAAAUAUUAAUUAGAAGAUACACAGAGAAAGGAUUGGGUAUUCGAAUUUCCACUUUAAAUUAUUAUUACUAUUGAUUCUAUUUUUUGGACCAAAAUAACUGAAGAAAAUUAUUUAUAAGCAGAUGCAGAAGGAGAUUUGGAUGAUUGGUAUGAUGCUAAUGUAGCAAUGCUUGAUGAAUUAACAUUAUUAAUCAGAGGAAAUCUUACUGAAUUAUAAAGAAGGACUCUUGUGGCUUUGGUCACUUAAGAUGUCCACUUCAGAGAUAUUGUGGAUAACAUGAGAAAUGAAUCUGUGGAAGGUAUCAUGGAUUUCAAAUGGUAAUAAUAAUUGAGAUUUUAUCAUGAUGAGGAAAGUGUCCAUGCUAAAUAAGUAAAUGCCAAAUUAAUGUAUGGAUAUGAGUUUUUGGGAUCAACCACAAGAUUAGUUAUUACUCCUUUAACUGACAGAUGUUGGAUGACUAUCACAGGGGCUUUGGGAAUCAAAUUGGGAGCAGCACCAUAAGGACCAGCUGGUACUGGAAAAACUGAAUCAUGCAAAGAUUUAGCCAAAGCUUUGGGAAGAUAUUGUAUUGUCUUUAAUUGUUCUGAUUAAAUUACUGCUAAAAUGAUGGAAAAAUUAUUUGCAGGUUUGGCCUAUUGUGGAGCUUGGGUUUGUUUAGAUGAAUUUAAUAGAAUCUAUAUUGAAGUAUUAUCAGUCAUAGCAUAAUAAGUUUAAACUAUAAGAGAGGCUCUAUUAGAGUAUAAAAUGAAUUUUUAUUUCUUUGGUAAAAAUGUACAAUUGAAUCCUGAUUUGGGAAUAUUUAUUACAAUGAAUCCUGGUUAUGCUGGUAGAACAGAAUUGCCUGAUAAUCUGAAAGUUCUUUUUAGACCAGUAGCUAUGAUGGUUCCAGAUUAUAGACUGAUUGCUGAAAUUAUGUUGUUCGCUGAAGGAUUUUCAAAUGCCAAAGAUUUGUCAAGGAAGAUGGUUAAAUUGUAUCAAUUAAGUUCAGAGCAGUUGAGUUAGUAAGAUCACUAUGAUUUUGGUAUGAGAGCAGUCAAAUCCGUUUUAGUUAUGGCUGGAUCAUUAAAGAGAGCAGAACCAAACAUCAAUGAAGAUAUUGUAUUGAUUAGAGCUAUGAGGGAAAGUAAUUUGCCAAAAUUCUUAUCUCAUGAUAUUCCUUUGUUUAAUGCCAUAGUGAGUGAUCUAUUUCCAGGUAUGCAAAUUCCUACAGUGUAAAACAAGGAAUUAGAAACAGCAAUAAAGAAUGUUAUAGAGCUUAAUAAAUUAUAAGAAUAGGACACUUUCAUUGAAAAGAUAAUUCAAUUCCAUGAAACAUUGAAGGUGAGAUUUGGAGUAAUGUUGGUAGGAGUUACAAUGGGCGGCAAAUCUUAAGUUUAAAAUGUACUUCGAGAAUCUUACAUUAAAUUAUUUGAGCAAUAUUCUUCGAAAGGAAUAAAGAAUCAUCCAAUAUACUAGAACGUUGAACAUUAGAUAUUGAAUCCAAAAGCCAUAUCUAUGGAAGAAUUAUAUGGUUAAUUUGAUAUGAUGACCUAAUAAUGGACAGAUGGUUUAGCAUCUAAUAUAAUGAGAGGAUAUGCAUCAUCAGAGACAUUGGAAAAGAAAUGGGUUGUAUUUGAUGGGCCAGUGGAUGCCUUGUGGAUUGAAAAUAUGAACACAGUGUUGGAUGACUCAAUGACUUUAUGUUUAAGUAAUGGUGAGCGUAUUAAAUUGAAGACUUAAAUGAGAAUGAUCUUUGAAGUUUUAGAUUUGGCAGUGGCAUCACCUGCAACAGUUAGUAGAUGUGGAAUGGUCUACUUAGAUGAUAAAGUAUUGGGUUAUGAACCUAUAGUAAUCACGGAAGCAUUGACUCUUCUUGACAUUCUAAGUAGAGACAUCAUAGAUCAUUUGUUAGUUUAAAUAAAAGUGUCAUUCAAUAAAUCAAUUAAUUAGAUUACUAAAUCAUGUAAGUAAUUAAUACCAGUACAAGAAACAUAAAUGGCUGUUGGAUUGAUUAAAAUAUUGAGGAUGGUCAUCUAAUACUACAAUUAAUAAUUUAAUUGCAAUUUGAGAGAUGAAAUAUCAAAAAAACACAUUGAAAAAAUUUACGUUUGGGUAUUUGCUUGGGCUGUUGGUGCAACACUUAUCUCUGAUGAUUACCCAAAAUUUGAAAGAAUUGUAGCUGACACUUUCCCAGUCGAAGUUCUGCCUAGAGGAUCUCUAUUUGCUUGCUUAGUUAAAAUAACUAAAACAGAUGGAUUAGUAGAUAUCAACUAUACCCAAUGGAAUGAUAUCAUUCCUUAAUUUGACUAUAUAAAAGGAAUGAGUUAUUUUGAUAUGGUUGUUUAGACAAAGGAAACAGUGGCUCAUGGAUGGUUUUUGGAAUAAGCAGUCAAUACAAAUUGUCCUAUGUUUAUUACUGGAGUUACAGGAACCGGUAAAACAAUUAUGGUUAAUUCAACUGUUGAAAAAUUAAGAGAUGAUGGACUUAUAGCUUUGAUGCAAAUUACCUUCUCAGCUAAAACAGCAAGUUUUACAACCUAAUUAAGUGUUGAAUAAAAGCUAUAGACUCAACGUAAGAAAGGAAGAACUAUUUUGAUGCCUCCUCCUGGUAAGAAGUUUGUAGUCUUUGUGGAUGAUGUUAAUAUGCCAGCCUUAGAAUAAUAUGGUGCAUAACCACCUAUUGAAUUAUUAAGAUAAUUCAUUGAUUAUCGAGGUGUUUAUGAUAGAAAAAGCUUCAAUUGGAAAGAUGUGGAUAAUACAAUACUAAUAUGUGCUUGUGGUCCCCCAGGCGGAGGUAGAUCUCCUAUAACAGUUAGAUUUACUCGUCAUUUCGCUUUGUUAAGUGUUCCUAAUUCCAGUGAUGAAACUUUAUCUUGGAUAUUUAGCACUAUUUUGAAAGCUUUCUUAAAAAAUAAUCAUUUCAAGAGUGAAAUCGUGGAUUUGAGUGAAAACUAUUCUAUUGUUAAUGCAACUCUUCAAAUGUAUUCUGAAAUCCAAAAAGCUUUAUUGCCAACUCCAGAGAAAUCUCAUUAUGUUUUCAAUCUCAGAGAUGUUAGUAAGAUCUUCUAAGGCAUUUUAUAAGCCAAGCCUAUGAUUUAUUAGAAAUCUGAAUAAAUGGUUAGAUUAUGGGCACAUGAGACAUGCAGAGUUUUAAUGGAUAGAUUAAUUAACUCGCAAGAUUAGGAUUGGUUCAAAGAGAACUUAGUUAAAAAUAUAUUCUUGUUCUUUAAGAUUGAAUAUAAAGUCAAUGAAUUGUUUGAUUCAUAGCCACCUCUUAUUUUUGCAGAUUUUUAGAAAAGAGCUGAGUUGGCUGAUCGUAUAUAUGAGGAAGUGAGAGAUUACAAUCAGCUUAUAAAAGUCAUUAACGAAUACAUGAUGGAAUAUACAAAGAUGAAUUUAGUGUUAUUCAAAGAUGCUAUUGAACAUUUGACUAGAAUCAGCAGAGUGUUAAGAUAAUAAAGAGGACAUUAUAUGUUGGUUGGAGUUGGAGGUUCUGGUAAGAAAUCUUUGACCUAAUUGGGAGCUGUUUUGGCUGGAUGCAAAAUAGAUACCAUUGAGAGUAAGAAAAACUAUGGUAAGAAAGAGUUUAAAGAGGAUUUGUUUAGAAUGAUGUGUGCAGUAGGAAUUGACAAUAGAUUAGUAGCAUUCUCGUUUUCAGAUACUUAAAUAUUACAAGAAGGUUUUCUAGAAGAUGUGAACAAUCUACUUAAUUCAGGUGAAGUACCUAAUAUGUUGACUAAAGAUGAUUUGGAGAUUAUUAAUUAAGGAUUAUAAGCAGAAGCAAGAGAAUUAAAAAUCAAUGAUAUAUACCCAUACUUUGUUUAAAAGAUUAGAUCUAAUCUACAUGUUGUUUUAGGAUUAUCGCCAAUAGGUGGAUAGUUAAGAGUUAGAUUGAGAAUGUUCCCAAGUUUAGUUAAUUGUUGUACAAUAGAGUGGCUACACAAAUGGCCAUAAGAGGCAUUGAUGAGUGUGGCAGAAAUGUUUUUGGAAUCUCUAGAAUUUGAUGGUCUGACAAAGGAUAUGAGAUAAAAUCUUUAUCAAAUGUGUGUUCAUGUUCACCAGAGUGUUGAACGUAAAUGCGAUGAAUUUUAUGCUGCUCUCAAAAGAAACGUUUAUGUUACACCAAAGUCCUAUCUUGAUUUAAUAGAAUCUUAUAAGACUUUAUUGAUGAUGAAAAAAGAAGAGUUAUAAUCAAACAAGAUGAAAUUAUCUUCAGGAUUACAUAAAUUGCAUGAGGCAAACAGCAUCAUUAGUGAUUUAAAGGUCAAAUUAACAGAAAUGCAACCAAUUCUAAAAUAAAAAACUAUUGAUUAAGAAUAGCUACUCUAAAAAUUAUAAAUUGAUUCAACAGAGGCAAAUAGAGUUAAGUAAUUGGUCUCAGAAGAGGAAAGAUAAGUUAAUGAAUAGGCAUCUCGAAUUAAGGAAACCAAAGCUGAAGCUGAUAAAAUACUAAAUGAAGCUAUUCCGACUCUGAAUGCUGCCACAGAAGCACUUAAUACUCUUAAUAGAAAUGAUAUUUCUGAAAUCAAAAGUAAUAACAACCCAUAACCAAUUGUACGUUUUACUUUAGAAUGUGUUGCUAUUUUAUUUGAAGAAAAAUUGGAUUGGGAUUCAAUCAAAAAACUAUUGGCUGAUCCUAAUUUCUUAUCAAAAAUGAAAGGUUUGGAAGUAGGUAAAAUCAAGCCAGGAACUUAAAAUAAGAUCAAAGCUAAAAUAGCUAGUAAUCCAGAAUUCAUUCCAAAUUUGGUUUAAAAAGUGAGUGUGGCUGCAAAGUCUAUUUGUGAGUGGGUUAGGGCUGUAAGUGAGUUUACUGAUGUUAAUAAUGAUGUAGAGAAGAAGAAGAGUCAAGUAGAAGCCAUGAAUUAAUAAUUAGAGAAAGCCAAUAAAGUGUUAUUGUAGAAGCAAUCAGAACUGGCUUAAGUGGUUAGGAAAGUUACAGAGUUAGAAAUACAAUUCAAUUAAAAUAAAUAAGAAAAAGAUCGUCUUGAUUAGGAUAUAUAAACAACCGAAUAAAGAUUGAUUAGAGCUGAAGAACUUACAGUUGGUUUGGCAGAUGAAUAAGAAAGAUGGAAGAUUAAAGUCGAAAGCCUUGCUGAGGAAAUAUAAUUACUUUUGGGUAAUGUAUUUUUGGGAGGCUCAACAGUAGCCUAUAUGGGUCCAUUUACUGGAACCUUUAGAAAUCAAUUAAUUCAGAAUUGGAUGGAAAAGGCCACAGAAUUAACCAUUCCCUUAAGUGAGAAAUACAACUUUGAAUCAGUCCUAGGAGAUGCUCUUGAAAUUUAAUAAUGGGCUGCAAAUGGAUUGCCUAAUGACACAGUUUCUAAGUCUAAUGGCAUUAUUCAAAAAUAUAGUAGAUCCUAUCCUAUGUUUAUUGAUCCUUAAUUGUAAGCAAAUACUUGGAUCAAAAAUAGUUAUAGAGAUCAUAAUUUGAAAGUCUUAAAGAUUACUUAAGAGGGACUUAUUAAACAUAUUGAAAAUGCAGUAUAAACAGGAAUUCCAUUGCUCUUAGAAGAUGUGUAGGAAUAAUUGGAUAACUUUUUAGAACCACUAUUAUUGAAAUAAUUUAAUGUAAUAAAUAGAAGAAAAAUGAUAAAGAUAGGGGAUAGAGAAGUUGAAUUUGAUCCAAAUUUCAAGUUAUUCUUUAGUACAAAAUUAGCAAAUCCUUAAUUUUUACCAGAAAUAUUUAUUAGAGUAACAGUAAUUAAUUUUACAGUCACAGAGUAAGGUUUGGAAGAAUAAUUACUUGGAGAUGUUGUAUAGAUUGAAAAACCCGAGAUGGAAGAAGAAAAGAAAGAUUUAAUUAAGAGAAUAUCUACUGGUAACAUGAACUUAAGAAAGAAUGAAGAGAAGAUUUUAAAUUUAUUAGCAAAUUCUAAAGGAAUGAUUUUGGAUAAUGUUGAUUUAAUUGAAAACUUAAAGAUAUCAAAAUAGGAUGCCAUCUAAGUUAAAGAAAGUUUGGUAACUCAAGAAUAGAAAUCUGCUGAAAUUGAAGCAGCUAGAUAACAAUAUCUACCAGUUGCUACUAGAGGUAGUUUGCUUUAUUUUGUCAUUGCAGAUUUCACUUUGGUAGAUCCUAUGUAUUAGUUUUCAUUGAAUUACUUCAAGAGACUAUAUUAAAAUGUGAUCAGAAAUUCUGAAGGGAAUGAUGACAUAAAAAUAAGAAUUAAUACAUUAAUAGAUGGUAUUACUGAAACAAUCUACUCUAACGUUUGUAGAGGUCUAUUUAAUUAACAUAAGAGAAUCUUCUCAUUCCUAAUGACUGUUAAAAUACAAUUGAAUGCUAAGUAAAUCACUUUUGGAGAAUGGAAUCUUUUUGUAAGAGGAGCAAGUUUAUCAGUUUAACCACCAGCUAUGCCAAAUACUGUUAAAUUAACUCCUAAAAUCUGGAACGAACUGUAUUAAUUAACAACAGUCCAUUAAAAUUUCAUACAAAUUUACAACUAGACAUUAACUAAUUUUAAAGAGACUGAACAAUUAAUAUAGUCUGAUAAUCCUUGGAGUUUAUUAAGUGAAUAAUUGACUCCUUUCCAAAAAUUAAUGAUUGUGAAAGUGUUGAGAGAAGAAGAAUCUUUGUAUGCAAUGACAUAUUAUGUGGAUGCAAUAUUAGGAAAGAAAUAUACUUCCAAUAAUCAGGCAUCAAUUGAAGACAUCUUUAAUGAUACUGAUCAUAAGACUCCAUUUAUAUUUAUUUUGAGUUAAGGUGCAGAUCCAUUGUCUAGUUUAAUGAGAUUAGCAAAUCAAAAGAAAAUAUCAUCUGAAAAACUUAGAAUUAUAUCACUUGGUUAAGGACAAGGAAUUAUUGCUGAAAAAGCAAUUGAAAGUGGAGUCAAGAGUGGUGAUUGGGUAAUUCUAUAAAAUUGCCAUCUUGGUAAAUCAUUCAUGCCAACCCUUGAAAAAAGAUUAGAAUGGUUUGAAGAUCCUGAAUUAUAAUCAUCAUUUAACACUGGAUUUAGAUUAAUGUUAACUAGUAUGCCAUGUGAUUACUUCCCUGUAAGUGUUUUAUAGAAUAGUAUUAAAUUAACUACUGAACCUCCUAAAGGAUUGAAAUCAAAUAUGUUUAAGAGUUAUACUGAUUUAUCUUCCGAAUAAGUUGAAAAUUGUGAAAAAAAGGAGCCAUGGAAAAAAUUACUCUAUUCUCUUGCAUUUUUCCAUGCUGUUGUACAAGAACGUCGUAAAUUCGGACCUUUGGGUUGGAACAUUAGAUAUGAGUAAAAUUUUAUCUUAAAUUAGAUUUAAUGAUUCUGAUCUGGAAACUUCGUACACACUACUUAGAAAUUUUCUUGAUUUGCCUUAAGAUAUACCCUGGGAUGCCAUUGUAUAUGUAAUAGGAGAAAUCACAUAUGGUGGAAGAGUCACAGAUGAUUGGGAUAGAAGAUGUUUGCUUACAAUUUUAACCAAAUUUAUUAAGUAAACUAAUAUUUGAUUAAUUUUAGUGAAGAUGCAUUAAAUGAUGGAUACUCAUUUUCAGAUUCAGGCAUUUAUAAAUAACCUGCUGAAAUGAAUAUUGAUGGAUAUAGAAAUUUAAUAAAUAAAUUCCCAGAUUUUGAAAAACCUGAAGUUUUUGGAAUGAAUGAAAAUGCCAACAUUACCUUUAAAUUAACUGAAUCUAAAAUGGCUUUAUCUACUAUCUUAAGUAUUCAACCAAGAGAGAGUGCUCAAACUAGUGACUCAGAUCAAAAGGCAAAAACUCCAGAUGAAAAUGUGUUGGAACUUUGUGAUAUUCUCUCCUAGAAGCUUCCAUUUUAAAUUAAGGAAUAAGAAAAAAAGAAAAAAUAAAAUGCUCCUUAAAGCAAUUCAUCUGAAAUUGAUUCUCUCAAAGUUUGUUUGAAUUAAGAAGUUCAAAGAUUUAAUAAAUUAUUAUCAGUAAUUGGAAAUUCGAUCAAGAAUUUACAAGCAGCUAUCAAAGGUGAAGUUGUUAUGUCGGCUGAACUUGAUAAAAUGUACAGCUCCUUACUCAAUAAUUAAGUCCCUUAAAUUUGGGCUAAUAAAGCUUAUCCUUCUUUAAAGCCUUUGGCCUCAUUUUAUGACGAUAUGAUAAAAAGAGUCAAUUUCUUCAGAGAUUGGUUUAACUUAGAAUUUGGCUAUCCAAAGGGCUAUUGGAUCUCGGCAUUCUUUUUCCCAUAAGGUUUUCUAACUUCAGUUCUCUAGACAUUUGCAAGGAAGAAUUAAAUUGCUAUUGAUGUUCUUGGAUUCAGUUUCAAAUUCUUCAAUUAUGUAGAUAGUGAAAUGGUAAUAAAUACAAUCUAUUUAGAUUACAUCAACCCCUGAAAAUGGAGCCUACAUUUAUGGUUUAUACGUUGAGGGUUGUAGAUUUGAUUUGAACAAAGGAAUACUCGAAGAUCAAUUACCAGGCUAAACUAUAUUCUAGGCUCCCAUAAUACAUUUCAUACCAACUUAAGACUACAAACCUAAUCCAAAUGAAUAUUCAAUGCCUCUUUAUAAAACAAGUACAUUUUCAUAUUAAAUUUUAAGGUCUUCGAGCAGGAGUAUUAUCAACAACAGGACAUUCAACUAAUUUCAUAAGAGCUAUCGAAUGCCCUACCAAGAAGAAUCCUGAUUAUUGGAUUCUUAAUGGAGCUGCAUUCACAACCCAACUAAAUGAUUGAUGAUAUAAUUUAUAAUAAUGUUCAAAUUUUAUCAUAUUUAAU
Messenger RNA from Paramecium octaurelia, 12381 nucleotides. The record is from the annotation of a GenBank genome assembly. NCBI's taxonomy places the organism in Eukaryota, Ciliophora, Oligohymenophorea, Peniculida, Parameciidae.